CCGCUACAGUCGGACAAGAGUUGUCAGGAGUGGGCUCUAGUGAAGAGAGUAAAAGAGGGGCGAGGAAGAACACAUGAGUGCAAUGCCGAAUAAAACGAAAAAAGAUAAGGAAUCACCAAAGUCUGGAAAAGUUGGCAAAACGGGCGGUCAAGAGAAUGCCGAACACGAGGGUUCCAACAGGAAAGGCAGCAACAGCGUCCCACCUCCCACCCAGCUGCUGAAGGGCAAGCAGAGCGGAUCCCAGACGCCCGUCAAGAAGGACAAGAGGCCCAGCUCGUCCAGAUUCAGCCUCAGCAACAACCGGGAGCUGCAGAAACUCCCUGCCUUCAAAGAUGUGCCCCCAGCGGAGCAGGAGAAGCUGUUCAUCCAGAAGCUGCGGCAGUGCUGCGUGCUCUUCGACUUUGUGUCCGACCCGCUCAGCGACCUCAAAUGGAAGGAGGUCAAGCGGGCCGCGCUCAGCGAGAUGGUGGAGUACAUCACCCACAACCGCAACGUCAUCACCGAGCCCAUCUACCCAGAGGUGGUGCACAUGUUUGCCGUGAACAUGUUCAGGACGCUACCCCCCUCCUCAAACCCGACAGGGGCGGAGUUUGACCCGGAGGAGGACGAGCCCACGUUAGAAGCAGCAUGGCCACACCUUCAGCUGGUGUAUGAGUUCUUCCUGCGUUUCUUAGAGUCCCCAGACUUCCAACCCAACAUAGCCAAGAAGUACAUUGAUCAGAAAUUUGUGAUGCAGCUGCUGGAGUUGUUUGACAGUGAGGACCCAAGAGAAAGAGACUUCCUGAAAACCACGUUGCAUCGCAUUUACGGCAAGUUCCUGGGCCUGCGCGCCUACAUCAGGAAACAGAUCAAUAAUAUAUUUUAUAGGUUCAUAUAUGAAACAGAGCAUCACAACGGAAUAGCAGAAUUAUUGGAGAUUUUAGGAAGCAUCAUCAAUGGCUUUGCCUUGCCUCUGAAAGAGGAACACAAAAUAUUCCUGUUGAAAGUGCUGCUGCCUUUACACAAAGUCAAGUCCCUCAGCGUUUACCACCCACAGCUGGCCUACUGUGUGGUCCAGUUUCUGGAGAAGGACAGCACUCUCACAGAACCGGUGGUGAUGGCGCUGCUGAAGUACUGGCCCAAGACGCACAGCCCCAAGGAGGUGAUGUUCCUCAAUGAGCUGGAGGAGAUCCUGGACGUCAUCGAGCCCUCGGAGUUCGUCAAGGUCAUGGAGCCGCUCUUUAGACAGCUGGCCAAAUGUGUGUCCAGCCCUCACUUCCAGGUGGCAGAGAGGGCACUGUAUUACUGGAACAAUGAGUACAUCAUGAGCUUGAUCAGCGACAACGCUGCCAGGAUACUGCCCAUCAUGUUCCCCUCCCUCUACCGCAACUCCAAGACCCACUGGAACAAGACGAUCCACGGGCUCAUCUACAACGCUCUGAAGCUCUUCAUGGAGAUGAACCAGAAGCUGUUUGACGACUGCACCCAGCAGUUCAGGGCGGAGAAAAACAAAGAGAAGAUGAAAUGGAAGGAGCGCGAGGAGGCCUGGAUAAAGAUCGAGAAUCUGGCCAAGUCAAAUCCACAGUUCCAGACGUACGUGGACCCGUCCGGUCUGGGCAGCCCGAUGGACAUGGAGACGGACGGGCCUCUGCUGGACGACGUCAACAUGCUGAGGAAGAACGUGGAGGAGGGGGCCACACAGCCCCACGAGCCGCGUAAGGAGCGUCCGCUGGUGCGACGCAAGUCGGAGCUGCCUCAGGACGUGUCCACCGUCAGAGCCCUGGAGACGUACCGCCGUGCCGAAGAUGUCCUCACCCCCGCUGAUGCCCACUAGAGGACCACACAGACACACACACACACACAGACACUCGCUCACACCCACCCACAUACGCACACACACACACGUCCCCAAACACAGGACAGGUUAGGUCUGGGAGUCUAUUAGCCCAACUCCGUACACACACAGACACACACACACACAUGCAGAGGCCAGGGGGUCCUCUUGCCGUCGUCUAAGAGCCCAGGCCAUUCCACUCACCCCACCCCACCCCGCCCCGCCCCGCCCCGCCCGUAGUCUGGGCACUUGAUGUCUGUCGUUUUUCUCUUUUCUGUCUGUCUGUCUUUCUUUUCUCUCUCUCUCUCUCUCUCUCUCCCUCCCUCUGUUCUCAGGUCUUUAAUUUGCUGCUCUCUGAUGUAUUGGGAGUCCUUGUCCUGUCCUCUCCAUGUGUGUUUAACCCCCCCCCCAACCCCCCCUCUCACCCCUGGCUUCACAGCAGCAUCGCUAUGUGCCUGUCCACCACUGACGGUCAUUCAGACUGCGUCUCUAAGUAAACCGGAAAAGUGGCAACAAUGAGAGGGGUGCCUGGCAUGGGCUGCUGUUAUGGACUUGAGUGAAAAAAAAAAAACGACGUGUGUGUGUGUGUGCGCGCGUGUGUGUGUGCGCAUCAGAGUGGACUUUGGAAGGACAUGGGCAAGGAGAAGCCCCUCCUCAUGCCUCUUGACCCAUGAACUUUGACCUUUGAGGGGCAGUGUGGUCAGCCGCUAAGGCUGUGAGCUCUGUGCCUGUGAUGGCUCACAACUGUAUGUAUGUAUGUAUGUAUGUAUGUUUGUUUCUUUUUUAACUGUUGGUUUGAUUUGGCAAUGGGGACUGUCAGCCAAAAUGUGUGUUGUGUCACACAAAAGAUACUAUUAUUAUAAUAAUUAUUAUUAUUAUUAAAAGUUUCUUUUUUAAAAAAGAAAAACAUGCUGACCUAUCAGAAUGUGGUGAAGGCAGAAUUGGACUACUCUUCUGUAGAAACAUAGUUUUGUGCCAACUUGAGUCUAUUUUCUUUACUUUUUUAUUUCAAUUUUAAUGCUGUAUAAUACUGUUGGCAAUACCUUCACCCCUGGCACAGCUUGGUGGUUCAAACAAUGGUCUUCGGCCAGCAUCAUCAUGGAACAACUUCUUAUCAGUGUUUGGUUUCGUUAAAUCAUAGCAAAGCUUUUUUACACACACACAUACACACACACACACACACACACCCUCCGAUUUUUCAGUAAGGAUCUAGACGCUUGAUCAAGCAGGUCUGUUAUUCUGCAGAACUGGCCAUUUUAUUCCCCUCUGCCUCCUACACACACACACUCACCUGACCUGUAAAAUGCACACGCUCAAACUCUACACCUCUCUUUCUCUCUUCCUCCCUCUCACACACCUCCUCUCUAUCCCUCCGUCUUCCCAUCCCCCUUUGAGUCGUGUGCAUGUGAGUUUCCCGAGCAGCAGUGCCGGUUUGUCCUCCAGCAGCGUUCUGCUUGCGAUGUGCGCCGGCGACUCUGCCCAGAUAUAGGCCCUCGUGUCUGGGGGCCCCAGGGCCUGUUGGCUCCCGUCCGCCUGCUUCUCCGGGGGUGGGGUUGGGGGGGGCGGUCCCACAAACAGAGCUUUUCAUUAUGAAGCCUUAGCUCACCGGAAGAGUACAGAAGGCCACCUGCGGCCUCACGCCCACUGUGUGUCUCGCAGUGGCACGGGACAAGCCUCUGCCUCGGCAGAGCUGAAGGGAAAGACGCAUCUGUGUUUUUGUGUGUGUGUGUGUGUGUGCAUACCUCAUCAUCUGCUGCUUAUUUGGCGGAGGAGACUGCACUGUAACCCCUUGACGACUUUCAGCAAAGAACGUUUUUUUCUCUUUUUUUCCCCCUCAAAAUAAAGUAAAAUAAUUUUAACAGUUACUCUUAACCCUUUCAUACAGCACAAUGACUUUUUUUCAUGCUAGUUCAGUGAAAGCAGUGGCAUGUCAUCAGUGCAGACACCAUGGACUCCCAUUAAAUAUCACUAACUACCCGGACGCUAGUGGAGGGGAAAUCACCAGCCUCAGUGUAUGCCUAAACAGAAGGACGAGAGCACCCCUAUGUGGCUACAGAUGGAAGCACAGGACCAACCGUUGCUUAGGUGAGGCUGGUAGAUGGUAGCUAGCCAAAGAAGUCACUGAACAUCCAACGAGCACUUUCAGAUCGAUUUGAACACAUAGAUGAUGGACUUGACGUGUGUGUGUGUGUGUGUGUGUGUGUUCUGGGGAGUGGAUUCGGCCUCUCCCACAGUGUCCACCUCUCUUUGUGAUAUGUCUGUGGGUGUCAGUCUGCCUGUGUCAUUUCUGGGUCCUCAUUCUGUGGAUGAGCCCUAGUCCUCCAUCUCCCACUCUUCAGUGUUUGGCUCCCUGGAGCUGGGGACCAUUGCUUGGUUCCUUAGUUGUCACGGUUCCCCUGGAGCUGGGGACCAUUGUUUGGUUCCUUAGUUGUCAUGGUUCCCCUGAGCUGGGGACCGUUGUUUGAACCUCCAGGUCGUGUCCCAGGCUGGUGCUCUGCUGAAGCUGGUGUUUUGGGUGUCCUUCCUGUCUGUGAAGUGUGUCAAGAUGCUUGCGAGUUUGUUUCAUUUUGUCUUCUUUUCCCUGCGAAAGCUUGUCCAUGUUUGAUUGAAUGUGCAAAUUGUAAAUAGAAACUAUCCAUGAUCACAUUUUCAGUUAAUUUUUUGUUUGUUUUUGCUCUACUCCUCUUUUUUUCUUUUUGCUUUUUAUUAUGGAAGAAUAGCACUCACCAAUACUUUUUCAUUGACUGAUGUCCCUUGUAGUUGGACAAGAGUAAUGUGUCUAAGGAUAGGUCUGUUUACAUGCGUUUAGCAUCUCCUCUGCUCGCUUCCGAAUGCUUUUUGACUCAUGAAGGGUUCUCACAGCCUCUAACUAGGACUCCAUUGUAAUUUCAUGACACCAUGUUUGGUGACUGUUGUUCUUCAUUUAAAUGGCUUUAAUUCUUAACCUCCUGAGGCUUUUAAUUUAAUAUAUUUUUCUUUACAAAAUAUUGCAAAGUGUCCUUUAGUAUGCGUCUUGUACUAAAUGGCUUCAUAUAUUGUAUAUAUAAUGGACUUUUAUUUUAUGCUGUUCUAUCUAUAAUAAAUGGUAGAUUUCAUAUUUUGUACAAAACAAAAGAAAACUGUGUACAGAAUCAAAGGUUAUCAGCAACUGCAGUCAGUUGGUUUGUGUCACAGACUUCUAUACAUGUAACUUUUUGCAUUAGAUCUGUUUAGAAUUUGAAUUCUAACAUUUUUUAUGGAUUUGUAAUUGGAGACAUUUUGGUUUCAGCAUUUGGAGCGUCUGUGAUGCGAGCCCGUAUUCAUUAGCCUUGUGUGUUACUCUACUCUUCUCUUCUCCCAGCGUCUCAAGUGGUGUAUAUCUCUAUACAGGAAAUAAAGCAAACGUGAGUUUUAUAUUUUCA
Sardina pilchardus (European sardine) is the source of this 5214-nucleotide messenger RNA. RefSeq names its product serine/threonine-protein phosphatase 2A 56 kDa regulatory subunit gamma isoform-like. Gene Ontology annotation, biological process: signal transduction; protein dephosphorylation. The transcript has 16 exons. Lineage: Eukaryota; Metazoa; Chordata; Actinopteri; Clupeiformes; Clupeidae. The record is from RefSeq and is a predicted model, not a curated record. Bases 74 to 1813 code for a protein of 579 amino acids. Gene Ontology annotation, cellular component: nucleus; protein phosphatase type 2A complex; cytosol. Gene Ontology annotation, molecular function: protein phosphatase activator activity.